AUGGUCGAGAAUCUCCAUCGGCUCCCUCAAACACGCGCCAACUGGUUCUUCUUCCAAAAGACGAAGAAUUAUAAAGUGAUUCUCGGAGGAUUCAAGGGCGGCUUGAGAACCGGAGCCAAGCUCGGGGCUUGGACCGCUGGAUUCUGCACCCUAAAGGAAGCCUUCACUCUCGUCCCUGCGAUCGAGCGUCGGAACUGUUUCCCACUAAACUGGAGCGAAAGCAAGAUCAUUGAUUUGAAGACCGAUUCCCAGAUCGAUUACGACCCACAAUCUCUCCGCAACGACUACUACUUGGAACUCUAA
Messenger RNA from Puccinia graminis f. sp. tritici CRL 75-36-700-3, 303 nucleotides. RefSeq lists its product as uncharacterized. The record is from RefSeq and is a predicted model, not a curated record. The coding region runs from base 1 to 303 and encodes 100 amino acids. Lineage: Eukaryota; Fungi; Basidiomycota; Pucciniomycetes; Pucciniales; Pucciniaceae. The transcript is spliced from 2 exons.